Cutaneotrichosporon cavernicola is the source of this 1239-nucleotide messenger RNA. RefSeq lists its product as uncharacterized. Gene Ontology annotation, biological process: D-serine catabolic process. The coding region runs from base 1 to 1239 and encodes 412 amino acids. Gene Ontology annotation, molecular function: D-serine ammonia-lyase activity. Lineage: Eukaryota; Fungi; Basidiomycota; Tremellomycetes; Trichosporonales; Trichosporonaceae. The record is from RefSeq and is a predicted model, not a curated record. The transcript has 4 exons.
AUGCCCGUUACAUCGUCCUUUACGCCGCUCGAGCUCCUUCGCCUCCCCCUCGCCUCGGCGUUGCGCGAAGAGUUUGUCGGCCGGCCCAUUUCCUCUCUCCGCACCCCGGCCGUCAUUAUCGACCGCGCGGCAUUCAAGGAGAACUGUGCGCAGAUGGGCGCCAAGGUCGAUGGACUGGGCAUGCAUUUCCGCGCCCACAUCAAAACGCACAAGACGCCGGAAGGCACGCGUCUCCAAAUUGCAGGCGGGGCGCGUACCCUUGUCGCCUCGACCAUGCCCGAAGUAUGGGGCGUCCUCGAGGCUGGCAUUGACGCUGGCGAUAUUGACGAUAUUCUGCUGUCGCUUCCAAUCUCGGCGGACAGGAUGGAAGACCUCAACGACGCGCAGGAGAAGGCUGGCAACAUCAAGAUCCGGGUCAUGGUCGACCACGCCGAGCAAGUCUCCCAUCUCUCUGCCGCGGCCAAGAGGUUGGGUCGCAAAGCUCCGUGGAGCAUGUUCAUCAAGGUCGACGGAGGGGGUAACCGUGCCGGUGCACCGCCCAGGAGUGCGCAGAUGGACGCGCUCCUACAGGCAUGCAAGGACGAGCCGGCAGUCGAGAUUUUCGGCUUUUAUUCCCAUUUCGGGCAGUCUUAUGCUUCGCGCAACUUCGAACAGGCGGGCCAGUAUUAUGCCGGCGAGAUAGAGUGCGUUAAUGACGCUGCGGCACGAGCAAUCGAGCUCGGACUCAAGGGCGACUGGAUCCUCAGCGUCGGCGCUACACCUACUGCCCACGCUGCUGCUCUUGGCGCGGCGGCGCCCGGCGGACUGAAUGGUACCCUCGAGCUGCAUGCUGGCUGUUAUUGUCUUAACGAUUUACAGCAGGACGCUACUAGUCUUGUUCGCGAGGGCGGACUCGCACUCACCGUUCUGGCAACCGUUGUGAGCAAGUAUCCCCAUCGCAAUGGGGGCGAGGUCUUGACCGACUGCGGAGCGCUCGCUGUUAGUAAGGACGUCGGACCCGUGCCGGGCUUCGGGCGGGUCGUCAGCAAGGGACAUGAGGGGUGGUCGCUGGGUCGCGUUAGCCAGGAACACGGCGUGCUCACUCGCAAAGAGGGGGCAAAGGAGAUCGAGAUUAACGAGCAGGUGCGGAUUGUUCCCAACCAUGCUUGUCUCGCUUGCGCUUGCCACCCAUGGUUCUAUAUUAUUGACGGAGGCGGGGACAAGGUCGUCGACGUGUGGGUGCCGUGGAAGGGCUGGUAG